AUGCCUCAAAAAGUUCUUACCGCUGAAAGAGAGUCGCUGCGGGCAUCCGGGAUCGGUCCCGCUACGCUAAGGCUUGUUUCCCAGAAAAGGCCGAGAGCAAGCAAAGCCAAGGACAAUCUCGCUCAAAAGAGCAGCAGGAAACAUCCACGCGAGGAUAUUGAACUCGCAGCACCUAAUGGAAUGCGCCCCUGCGGGCGGAAAACUACCUUAAUACAAUAUAUUCUAUCUUUUCUUGGGAAUACUGCUUAUAACAGUGGCACAAUGGUUCCUAAAGUAAAGUACGAAAGCCAUUCCGUUCGUUACAGUAGUCGGUAUCUCCAGGGGAGUCCAGAGCGUGUCAGAUUAGUGCAUCUCGUUCCAGCGCAAGCUUUCCAAAGUAGAGCAUAA
Prunus armeniaca (apricot) is the source of this 387-nucleotide messenger RNA. NCBI's taxonomy places the organism in Eukaryota, Viridiplantae, Streptophyta, Magnoliopsida, Rosales, Rosaceae. The record is from the annotation of a GenBank genome assembly.